This is a messenger RNA of Sesamum indicum (sesame), 1372 nucleotides long. Its product is annotated as ATP-dependent Clp protease proteolytic subunit 2, mitochondrial. Gene Ontology annotation, biological process: protein quality control for misfolded or incompletely synthesized proteins. The record is from RefSeq and is a predicted model, not a curated record. Gene Ontology annotation, cellular component: endopeptidase Clp complex. NCBI's taxonomy places the organism in Eukaryota, Viridiplantae, Streptophyta, Magnoliopsida, Lamiales, Pedaliaceae. Gene Ontology annotation, molecular function: serine-type endopeptidase activity; ATPase binding; ATP-dependent peptidase activity.
UUUCUUCUUUUUAAUAUUUUUGCAAAAACAAGAAAAGCCUUUGCCGAAACUGAAACGCUUUCCGAUUUCAGCUAUUGCAUUUCACUGAUUAACCCUACUCCAGCAGCGUUUCCAUCCCUUCUCUGGAAGCUCAGCAGCGUCUGAAGCAGCCCUAAGCGCAAGCGAUGAUGCGGAGCCUGUUAUCUCGGAACCUAUGGCGUAAAAUCGCCGCCAGCAAAUCCUCAACUACAUUAGGUAAUCGGAUAGCUUGUGUUGGUGGUGGUGUGGGUUGUGGCAGUGGCGGGGGGGGGUGGUACGUGCUGAUACCGAUGGUGAUUGAGCACUCGUCGAGAGGGGAGCGCGCCUACGACAUAUUCUCGCGGCUGCUGAAGGAGCGGAUCAUUUGCAUCAAUGGCCCCAUCUCCGACGAUACCGCUCACGUCGUCGUUGCGCAGCUGCUCUUCCUCGAGUCGGAAAACCCCUCCAAGCCCAUUCACAUGUACCUCAAUUCCCCUGGUGGUGCUGUAACUGCUGGUCUUGCUAUCUAUGAUACAAUGCAGUAUAUCCGUUCACCAAUCAACACCAUAUGUCUAGGUCAAGCUGCAUCGAUGGCUUCUCUCCUCUUGGCUGCUGGUGCAAAGGGUGAGAGGAGGUCCCUCCCAAAUGCUACAAUUAUGAUUCAUCAGCCUUCUGGUGGAUAUAGUGGGCAGGCUAAGGAUAUAAGUAUCCACACCAAGCAGAUUAUUCGUGUUUGGGACUCACUGAAUGCACUUUACUGUAAGCACACUGGACAGCCUCUUGACAUAAUUCAGAAGAAUAUGGAUCGUGAUUAUUUCAUGACAGCUGAAGAGGCAAAGGAGUUUGGGAUUAUAGAUGAGGUCAUAAAUGAGAGACCAUUAGCUCUCGUGACCGAUGUUGUAGCUGAUGAGAGCAAAGAUAAAGAAUCAAGUUAGAUAUUCAGUUUGUUUUCAUCCAUGGGAUGCAUUUCUGACAUUGUACGUGGAAAAAUUUUGGAGUGUACGUCAGUCUGAGGCACAUUAAAGGAAAUGUAUUGACUAAUUCUAGCAAUAAUUAUCUCUGUCCUCUUUCCCCCUUAUUGCGAGAUAGUUUAUGCAAUACCAUUAAGAAUGAAUCCAUUCUCUCGCGUUAUUGAGUGUGUCUUGUGCGUUUAUGUUUAUCUUACUUCAGAAAGAACUUACAGUAAUCAUAUAAUCAUCUGGUUCUCUCAUAUUUUCUCUCUUUUCCCCCCUUUCGUUUCUGAUUCUAGGAAAGGGUUGUAAAUUUACAACUUCCUGGAUGAUUUAUCCUCCAAUCCGUUAUUUCAGCACCAUUCGGCCAUUUCAUUAUCGUAGUUGAACUGGUACCAUGCUGGUAUCAUGAACUUAUUGUUUAA